This is a messenger RNA of Ochlerotatus camptorhynchus, 1365 nucleotides long. It is a transcript of the gene Gcat, whose product is annotated as Glycine C-acetyltransferase. Gene Ontology annotation, cellular component: mitochondrion. Gene Ontology annotation, molecular function: glycine C-acetyltransferase activity; pyridoxal phosphate binding. The record is from RefSeq and is a predicted model, not a curated record. The transcript has 4 exons. Gene Ontology annotation, biological process: biosynthetic process; L-threonine catabolic process. Lineage: Eukaryota; Metazoa; Arthropoda; Insecta; Diptera; Culicidae. The coding region runs from base 16 to 1299 and encodes 427 amino acids.
ACUGGUACCGCAAACAUGUUGCUAACGAAACAGUUGAUCUGCAGAAAUGCAUUCACGGCAGGAAAUCUCUACGGUCCGCUAGCGGUCUGUCACUCGAGCACCACCGCCGCCAGCGCCAACUUCCGCCAGAUCAUCCAGAACCAGUUGGACGACAUCGAGAAGGCCGGCACAUACAAGCGGGAACGCAUCAUCGUCUCCCCCCAGGCGACGUCCAUCAGCGUGGAAGGUUCGCAGGGCAAGAUCCUCAACUUUUGCGCCAACAACUACCUUGGAUUGGCUUCAAACGAACAGGUGGUGAACUGCGCCAAGAAGAGCCUGGACGAAUACGGUGCCGGCCUGAGUUCGGUUCGGUUCAUCUGCGGUACCCAGGCUAUCCACAAGCAGCUGGAGAAGAAGCUAUCGGAGUUUCACCAGCGAGAGGAUACCAUUCUGUACGCAUCGUGUUUCGACGCCAAUGCGGGGAUUUUCGAGGCGGUGCUGACUCCGGAUGAUGCCGUAUUUUCCGACGAACUGAACCAUGCUUCGAUCAUUGACGGAAUUCGGCUGUGCAAAGCGAAGAAGGCACGGUAUCUGCACCGGAACAUGGCGGACUUGGAGGAGAAGUUGAAAUCGAGCGAUGCGCGCAUUAAGAUGAUCGUCACGGACGGAGUGUUUUCGAUGGACGGAAAUGUGGCUCCGUUGCCGGAGAUUUUCGAACUUGCGGACAAGUACAACGCGUUGACCUUUGUAGAUGACUGUCACGCGACUGGGUUCUUCGGGGCAACCGGUCGGGGAACGGAGGAAUUCUAUGGAAUGCUCGGACGAUGCGAUAUCAUCAAUUCCACGUUGGGUAAGGCGCUCGGUGGAGCAGCUGGAGGUUAUACCACGGGUCCGAAGGAGCUGGUGGAUCUGCUGAGACAAAAGUCCCGUCCGUAUCUGUUCUCGAACUCGCUGCCGCCUCCAGUGGUGGCCAGUGCCAUGAAGGUGAUUGAAAUGCUGAUGGAAUCCGCCAAGCUGACGGCACGCGUGCAGAGCAAUACCAAGCGAUUCCGCGAUGCCAUGACCAAAGCCGGCUUCACGAUCUCCGGAAUGGAUCAUCCCAUCAGUCCGGUGAUGCUGGGCGAUGCUCGAUUAGCUUCGGCGUUUGCGGAUGAAAUGCUCAAGCGAGGCAUCUACGUAAUCGGAUUUAGCUACCCGGUUGUGCCGAAGGGUAAAGCUCGCAUUCGGGUCCAACUUUCGGCGGCCCACACUGAUGAAGAAAUCGACCGAGCCGUGGCCGCUUUCGUCGAAGUAGGAAAACAGCUUGGUGUGGUUUCCUGAAUAACCCUACAACAAUUUUGACAGCCAAAUAAACUAAAGGAUUUCUUUCCUAAAUCUGACCACUUC